UCACCUUCUCAAGGCAGCCGCUCCUCUCCUCCCCCAACCGCCACUCUCUACUGUAACAGCGGCAUCAGUCGUCUUCUUAGGGAGCCACCUCCGCCGUCCGCCGUUCUAGUCCUGCGACCGCCAAUCUCAUGCGCCGACCACCAUUUGGCCUCCGUCUCUUAUUUCUUCAGGAAUUGCAAGAGUCAAAAAAAGACAGUGUUGCACUUUCAAUGUGGAGUGGAGCAGCAGUGGCAAAACCUGGUUCGAAGCUGUUGUGCGAGACAAGGGUUGAGGGAGUUGCAAACAAAGAUGCCGGUGUAGACAUUGAUGAGGAGAACAGCCAAGAUGGCUCCCCGAAUUGGAGAUUUUGGAGGGCUCUUCCCUUUGGUGGAUUCCCAUUUGGUGGUUGAUAGUUGAAACCAAAUUUGAGAUUGCAACUGUGGCCUUAAUCAGACUGCAAUUUUGAUUUCGUAGUUCUCUCUUAAUCAGACUAUUGGCCUUGAAUUGGUAAGAGAGGGUAAUGCCAGUGAAGAUGAUCCCAAAUGAUACAGUCGUCAACUUGCUUCACAAUAACACACUAGCUUUCAUGACACACACAAGAGCCUUGCGGUUUCUUUUCCGGAACAUCGACAUUCAUUGUACUUUGUUUGUAGUACUUUUGGUCUUGAGUGGAAAAGGCCUUUGUUUAGACUUUUUUGUAUUAUACCUAUUGCAAUUCCGUCAGUUUUUAAUGUGACACAACACCAGUUACACUUA
This is a messenger RNA of Sesamum indicum (sesame), 735 nucleotides long. Lineage: Eukaryota; Viridiplantae; Streptophyta; Magnoliopsida; Lamiales; Pedaliaceae. The record is from RefSeq and is a predicted model, not a curated record.